This is a messenger RNA of Hordeum vulgare subsp. vulgare (domesticated barley), 2578 nucleotides long. Its product is annotated as probable beta-D-xylosidase 7. Gene Ontology annotation, cellular component: plant-type cell wall. Gene Ontology annotation, biological process: xylan catabolic process; arabinan catabolic process. The coding region runs from base 33 to 2360 and encodes 775 amino acids. NCBI's taxonomy places the organism in Eukaryota, Viridiplantae, Streptophyta, Magnoliopsida, Poales, Poaceae. The transcript has 3 exons. Gene Ontology annotation, molecular function: alpha-L-arabinofuranosidase activity; xylan 1,4-beta-xylosidase activity. The record is from RefSeq and is a predicted model, not a curated record.
UCCACACACACACACACACACACGCACUCUCAAUGGCGGGCUUCCCCUACCGCGCCGCCGACAUGGUCGCCCUCAUCACGCUGGCGACGGUGCUGGCAUUGGUGCGAGUGUGCGCCGCCGGCAACCCGCCGUUCUCGUGCGGCCCGGGGGCGGCGCAGCAGGGCCUCGCGUUCUGCAACACGGCGCUGCCGCCGGCGCAGCGGGCGGCGGACCUGGUGGCGCGGCUGUCGCUGGCGGAGAAGGUGUCGCAGCUGGGCGACGAGGCGCCGGGGGUGCCGCGGCUGGGCGUGCCGCCGUAUAAGUGGUGGUCGGAGGGGCUCCACGGGCUCGCCUUCUGGGGCCACGGCAUGCACUUCGACGGCGCCGUCCGCGCCAUCACCAGCUUCCCGCAGGUGCUGCUCACCGCCGCCGCCUUCGACGAGCAGCUGUGGUACCUCAUCGGCCAGGCGAUCGGGACGGAGGCUCGGGCGCUGUACAACCUGGGGCAGGCGGAGGGGCUGACCAUCUGGUCGCCCAACGUGAACAUCUUCCGCGACCCGCGGUGGGGCCGCGGCCAGGAGACCCCCGGCGAGGACCCCACGACGGCGAGCAAGUACGCCGUGGCGUUCGUGCGCGGCCUGCAGGGCUCCUCGCCGACGACGCUGCAGACCUCGGCGUGCUGCAAGCACGCCUCGGCCUACGACCUGGAGGCCUGGAACGGCGCCAUCCGCUACAACUUCAACGCGAGGGUGACGGCGCAGGACAUGGCGGACACCUUCAACCCGCCCUUCAAGAGCUGCGUGGAGGAAGGCCGGGCCAGCUGCGUCAUGUGCGCCUACACCACCAUCAAUGGCGUCCCCGCCUGCGCCAGCAACGACCUCCUCUCCACGACCUUCAAGGGGGAUUGGGGGUUGAACGGCUACGUCUCUUCCGACUGUGACGCGGUGGCGCUCAUGCACGACGCGCAGUUCUACCGGCCCUCGCCGGAGGAGACGGUCGCCGUUGCCCUCAAGGCCGGAUUGGAUUUGAACUGCGGGAACUACACGCAGGUGCACGGCAUGGCCGCCGUGCGGCAGGGAAGGAUGACGGAGCAGGACGUGGACAGGGCCCUGCAUAACCUCUUCGCCGUCCGGAUGCGGCUCGGGCACUUCGACGGUGACCCCCGGGGCAGCGCGCUGUACGGGGGCCUUGGGGCCAAGGACGUGUGCUCGCCCGCGCACAAGAACCUGGCGCUCCAGGCGGCCACGGACGGCAUCGUCCUGCUCAAGAACGACGCCGGCAUCCUCCCGCUUCGCCGGGGCGCGGUGGCGUCCGCCGCCGUCAUCGGCCACAACGCCAAUGACCCCGGCGCGCUCAACGGCAACUAUUUCGGCCCUCCCUGCGAGACCACGACGCCGCUGCAGGGGCUCCAGGGCUACGUGCAGAACGUCAGGUUCCUCGCCGGGUGCGACUCGGCGGCGUGCGGCUUCGCCGCGACGGGCCAGGCGGCGGGGCUCGCGGCCUCGUCGGACUACGUGCUCCUGUUCAUGGGCCUCAGCCAGGCGCAGGAGCAGGAAGGGCUCGACAGGACGAGUCUUCUGCUGCCAGGGAAGCAGCAGAGCCUCAUCGCCGCAGUCGCCAACGCGGCGAAACGGCCGGUGAUCCUGGUGCUCCUCACCGGCGGUCCGGUUGACGUGACAUUUGCCAAAUCUAACCCCAAGAUCGGUGCAAUUCUGUGGGCCGGCUACCCUGGCCAGGCCGGCGGGCUCGCCAUCGCCAGGGUCCUGUUCGGAGACCACAACCCCAGCGGCAGGCUGCCGGUGACGUGGUACCCGGAGGAGUUCACCAAGGUGCCCAUGACGGACAUGCGCAUGCGCGCCGACCCGGCCACCGGAUACCCUGGCCGGAGCUACCGCUUCUACCAGGGCAACGCCGUGUACAAGUUCGGCUACGGCCUCAGUUACUCCAAGUUCUCCCGCCAACUAGCUGUCUCCGGGACCGGCAACAAAGCACCACGCACGAAUCUGCUCGCCGGCCUGACCGCGACGCCAAGUGCCGACGGCGGCGCGAGCUACGCCGUCGAGGAGAUCGGCGCCGACGGGUGCGAGCAGCUCAAGUUCCCGGCGGUGGUCGAGGUGCAGAACCACGGUCCCCUGGACGGGAAGCACUCUGUGCUGAUGUUCCUCCGGUGGCCCAACGCGACGGGCGGGCGUCCGGUGAGCCAGCUGAUUGGGUUCCGAACCCAGCAUCUCAAGGCCGGCGAGAAGGCCAGCCUCACGUUCGACGUCAGGCCAUGCGAGCACUUUAGCAGGGCGAGGGAGGAUGGCAAGAAGGUGAUCGAUGCAGGCUCACAUUUCCUCAAGGUCGGAAAAGACGAGCACGAGAUCAGCUUCGAGGCCUGAACCCGGAGCUCUAUUCUGGUUCUGGCACGGGUAAAAGACCCAAGUGCAGUGACGUUAUUUUAUCACUAGUUACACACAAUUUAGUUAUUGGUUUAAGUUAUAAGUUCAGUUGCCUCAGAAUUAGCAUUGAGGCAUCCAUUAAGCAAAGGUUAAGGGAAACAACGAGACAUGUUUUAAUACUGCAGAUAUAUAUAUAUAUAUAUAUACUAAUUCAGACA